AUGACGAACAAGCGAUCGCGUGAUGAUGAUGAACCCCGCGCGUGUGUAGGCGCAGGCAGCGGAGACACCGAGGAACCCAUACAGGAUGCGACAGCUGCUACCAGCAAGGCCGCAGACAUGACUGCGGUAGAAGACGAUGACAACAGCAGCGAGUGGCAGCAGGUCAAGCGACGCAAAACUACCAAGAAAGAGGCGAACAAUUACCCAUCCAUCACCCAUUCGCCUCAUGCUCGUCUACAGUCUUUCGUCAAGCUCAGCGACUUGCAAAAUCUUGUGCUAUAUGCGCUGGCCGAUGGCAAUGCGCCGCAGUGGGUUUCCGUCAAACAUCAUGGAUCUAUUCGCAAGGUAGUUGUGCUCAUGGUACCGGGGUUAGAGGCGGGCAUGUUUGAUGGGAGUAUACCUCUUUCUUCUUCAACAGAGGAGAGCUCUUCAACUGCAGUCCAGGCUGCAGACCAUACCGCCACCAACCGAGCCGCUGAUGCCAGAGAAACUGCUCCAGGUGUAUCACGCAAGCUGAACGUCUCGCCUGACGACUAUUAUCCAGCACCUCUGAGAUAUUCUCAGCUGCCACAGCCUCUUCAGCCACUGAGCGACUUGUUCGAGUACAUCUGGCCCAUCAAGACACCAGGUGAGGAUAAGUAUGCUCGUAUGCACUCUCCGCUUCAGGCUAUGCUCGUCUCACCCAUCGUGAAGUCGCGAGAGGAUAAGAGGGCGAAAGGGCCACAGCCCCCACCCGAAGGUCGUGGCUGGAAGAACCAGCGCACUCCGGUCACAGAACUUCUUGCUACCACUACUGAGCUCUCGGAUGAUGGGUAUGUGCUGCAUCCUGCUCAUUACAAUCAGACUUCUUCCGCUACGAAGGAGAUUGCGCUUCGCGAGCUCAAUAAGACUACUACUGCGGACGGCUGGAUCGAAACUCCUGAUGUACCAUUUCUGUUCUCGGGGAACGUGCCCGACAAGGAUAUCGAGAAAGGCUCGGUGACGGCUGGACGAAAUGUGCUUACUAUGGACUGUGAGAUGUGUAUAACCUCGCCACAAGGAGUUGCACCACAAGUCUUCAGCUUGACCAGGAUCUCCAUUGUGGAUUGGGACGGCAAUGUGCUGCUCGACGAGCUUGUCAAGCCUACCAAUCCUAUCACGGAUUACCUCACACCAUAUUCUGGUAUCACAGAAAAGAUGCUCGAAUGCGUCACCACCACGCUCGAGGAUAUCCAGAAGAGGCUGCUGGGCAUCCUCACGCCACAGACCAUCCUGGUCGGACACAGCUUGAACAGCGAUCUCAGUGCUCUGCAGCUCGCACAUCCAUUCAUCAUUGACACAGCAUUGCUGUUUCCACAUCCGCGAGGCCCACCUCUGAAGUCGAGUCUGAAAUGGCUUGCGCAGAAGUACCUGAGUCGCGCUAUCCAAAAGGGCCACGGCUCAACAGGGCACGACAGUAUCGAGGACGCCAAAGCAUGUCUCGAUCUUGUGAAACAGAAAUGCGAGAAAGGCAAGUCGUGGGGCACACCUGAAGCUUCGGGUGAGCCUAUUUUCAAGCGCUUGGCUCGUUCUUACAGGCCAAAUGCGGACAAGGUAGAUCGAAACGGCGAGAAUGAAGCACGUGUGAGCGCUGUGGUGGACUGGGGCGAACCGGCGCGAGGCUAUGGUGGUCAAGCCAAAGUCGCGAUUGGCGAGGAAAGCGAUGAAGCCAUCGUGAAAAGCGUGCAGCGUUGUCUGGAAGGUAGUAGCGAAGACCUGCAGGUUCCGAAUGGCGGCUGUGACUUCGUCUGGGCCCGUUUGAGGGAGCUGGAAGCUCAUCGCGGCUGGUGGGAUAAAAGCAAGCUCGUCGAUUCCGAUGCUCUGCGCUCGACUACCACCGCUGCUUCCGCCGAAACCUUAUUGCCGGAUAUGGUAACGCAGACCGUCACGAAUAUUAAAGCAGUGUACGAUGCUCUGCCGGAUAGAACAGCGUUCAUAGUCUACUCCGGCUCCGGCGACCCCAGAGAGUUGAGGGAGAUGCAGGCACUUCAAACGAAAUUCAAGGAGGAGUAUAAGACUAAGAAGUGGGAUCAAUUGAGUGUCAAGUGGACGGAUGUUGAGGAGCAGAAGCUUCGAGCUGCUUGUGAUAGGGCUAGGAGGGGGAUCGGAUUCGUGGGUUUGAAGUGA
Molecule: messenger RNA, 2145 nt
Organism: Recurvomyces mirabilis
Lineage: Eukaryota; Fungi; Ascomycota; Dothideomycetes; Mycosphaerellales; Teratosphaeriaceae
Exons: 1
Coding region: 1-2145 (714 amino acids)
Cellular component (GO): nucleus
Molecular function (GO): nucleic acid binding; exonuclease activity
Source: RefSeq, a predicted model, not a curated record